AAGUUCAAUUUUUUAUAACAAGUGUGAAUUAGAGGCAGCAGCUAGCAGCAAAUGGCUUCAUCAAAUGCGAAAACAUUUAGGUUUGAUGAGAUCGCAAAACACAACAACAAAACUGAUUGCUGGAUUAUUAUCAAUGGAAAGGUGUAUGACGUGACCCCAUUUUUGGAUGAUCAUCCAGGAGGUGAAGAAUCUUUAAUUUCAUCAACCGGGAAGGAUGCUACUGUUGAUUUUGAAGACGUGGGUCACAGUGACUCUGCAAUAGAAAUGAUGCAUGAGUACUUUGUUGGCCAUGUCGACACGUCCACCGUUCCAACAAAAGUUGAGCACAAUUCACCACCAUCUACACAGGCACAAAGUGUUAGGGAUCAAUCAUCAGGAUUUGUUACAAAGACAUUGCAAUUCCUGUUGCCUCUACUCAUAUUGGCCUUUGCGUAUGCUAUGCAGCACUACGGAAAAAAGAAACAAGUCAGCGACUCAUAAAACCUGAACUUGAAGCAACAAUUAUUUUGUGCAUGAAUCAAAUUCAUUACUCUGCCCAAUACAAUGCAGGGCUCUUGAUGUACUAUGAUGUCUUGCUAAACAACCAUACUAGCUGUUCAUUUAGACUCAAUUGAUUUAACAUCUCAUAUUUUGAAAUGAAUGUUAUAAAGAUUAUUCAUUAUCUUACACAUCGUGCUAAACAGAA
Messenger RNA from Medicago truncatula (barrel medic), 685 nucleotides. RefSeq names its product cytochrome b5. Bases 52 to 480 code for a protein of 142 amino acids. The record is from RefSeq and is a predicted model, not a curated record. Gene Ontology annotation, cellular component: membrane; intracellular membrane-bounded organelle. NCBI's taxonomy places the organism in Eukaryota, Viridiplantae, Streptophyta, Magnoliopsida, Fabales, Fabaceae. The transcript is spliced from 4 exons. Gene Ontology annotation, molecular function: heme binding.